This is a messenger RNA of Neocloeon triangulifer, 4781 nucleotides long. RefSeq lists its product as uncharacterized. Gene Ontology annotation, biological process: monoatomic ion transport; transmembrane transport. Gene Ontology annotation, molecular function: monoatomic ion channel activity; protein binding. The record is from RefSeq and is a predicted model, not a curated record. Lineage: Eukaryota; Metazoa; Arthropoda; Insecta; Ephemeroptera; Baetidae. The transcript is spliced from 4 exons. Gene Ontology annotation, cellular component: membrane. Bases 248 to 3574 code for a protein of 1108 amino acids.
GUUGUGAUCCCCUCUUUGGAUGGAGCCUAACUUCUCCGCCUUGGUCGCAUCACUGAUGUUUGACUUUUUAGUUUAGUCUAUCAGCUGUUAUUAAACAGAUGCGUGCGCCGCGUAAACAUAUCUCUUUUGGAAAUGUAAUACAAGAUUUUUGAACGUUCUUUUAAAGGGGUUUUUGCUUCACGGAGGUCCAUACUGCGUCCACACAAAAGCUUUGUAUUUUUAGACAGAACACACAGUCAAAGCUAGAAUGGAGACAUCAUCAACAAUAAACGAAAGCCUCAAAAAUGGAGACCUCUGCAAAUUUGAAGUAGCUAUCAAGAAUAUAAGCAUUGAAAAUUCACGUGAAAUUUUAAACCAGAUUUGUUCUUCCGAUAUAAGCGAUGACAACAAGUGUAGAUUUGCAAACGCACUCCUUGCUAAAUACAAUAUUUUCCAAAGGUCGGCACAAUGUGAGACUCAAUGGUACCCACUUCACGAAUGUGCAAAAUUAGGCAAACACGGUCUUCUCUCCAUCCUCCUGAAUCAUCCAAGGCACCCUGCCGACGUGCAAGAGCUCAAUGGCGAAUCAAAAACUGCUGUCCAUUGUGCAGUUGAAGGAGCGGUGCAAAAUUAUGAUGAUGAUGAAAGAAACAAAGAGAGAGAAAUAAAUGCACUUAGGUGCAUUAAACUCUUGUAUGAUAAAAACUGUUAUCUGAAUGCGCGAGAUUCUAGAGGCUUCACUGCUGUCCACACCGCGGCGGAAAAAGGCCUCUGGCAACUUGUGAGCUACUUUCUUCUAAGGAACGUUAAUAUUGAUAUCAAAGUACAAAAUACAAACGCUCGGGAACUAAUUCAGAAGGAACACGCUAAAUGGAUUUCUGCUUACCCAACAAAAAACUUUACCCCUCCAAUACCCAACUCUCCAGAUGAGAAAAAGAAUUUAAUUUGUACUGAUGGUGGUGGUGACAAAGCAGCUCAGCCAAAUACAUCGGCCCAACCUUGUGAAGAUUUUGAAAGAAAAAUCUUGUCAAUCCUGCAACCAACUAAAAACAAUCAAGUGAAGUCUAUGUCAAGUCAGGAAUGGGAAAAACUCUUUCGUGACAGCAAUGCUGCUGAUGUCGACAAUUGUAAAGAUAAGAUUUUGGAGCACUUCAUAAAAAACGAUAAAGAGGAGGCAGCAUGCAUAUUACUUGAUGAACCUUACAAAGCAGACCCUUCAUCUUCACUUUACUCUGCUGUCGAGGCAGGGCAGAAAUACCUGAAGCUAAUUAUUGAAAAUUGGAAAAAUAGCACUAUUGAUUUUGACAUCAAACAGACGUCGAUAAAUGACGAGCAAACAUUGCUGCACAAAGCGGUUACUUGCAAAGAAGUUAGUAUUGAAACGGUGAAGUACUUGUUGGAACUUGGUAAGAAACUUUCACCUGUUGAUUUUCACGAUUGGAUUAAUGCCAGAGACAACAGACCUCUUGGCUACACUUCCCCUACAAAAGAGGGUUACACAGCUUUACAAUAUGCAGUUCGAGGUAAUAGAAACGAUGUAAUACAGCUACUGUUGCAAUAUGGCGCAAAUGUUUUCAUGACAUACUCAGAAUCACGCAUACCCACAUUAAACUGUAUCAAACCUGAGGUGAUAGAAGAACAUUUCAGUAAUCAGAUCAAAGUAUCUGACAAUGGAAAAAUGUGGUUUGAGAAAGAAUACUGCAUCACUUUAGAUUUUAAUAUCUUCAAAAGCAACGUACAGGUUUCAAAAGGUUCUAAUAAUGAUCAAGAAGGCCUGCCAAGUCGCUUUCAAUGGCCGCCGCUAGUUCAUUUUGCGCAAUAUAUUUGCUCAUGUAUCCCAUCGGUACCAACUUCCUCCUCUACCGAUCCAAACUCAGCAGGGGUUACCCCUGAAAAUACAGGAUGUAGUUUUCGAGCUUCACAGGACUUAGAGGCUGGAGGACACCAAGCAACUACAACAGCAGUGACAGAAAUUGAAAAUGGGGCAGGUAACUCUCAGUCUGCUUCAGCCAACGUAGGUUCAGAGAGAGGACCCUUAUUAGGGGAGAACCCAUCAACUGAAUUAGCAUCGCAGGGGAACACCAAUGACAAAGAAAAUCGCGACAAUGCUCUAACAAAUUUUACUUUGGAAAUGGAGCCUCUGAAGAUGAUAGCGGAUUCGCAAGCCCAUGAAAUUUUAUUACUCCACCCCUUGAUCAAGAUCUUCUUCCACUUGAAGUGGAAUCGGCUCUACUGGUUUUUCUGGGUCAACCUCCUGCUGUACUUGCUUUUCACUAUUUCGUUCUUCAUAUUCGUCAUCUUUUCCGAUUUUGUCAAAGGAAAUGCCAAUAACAAGACACGUGAAAUUGAUAAUAGUGAAAAUGAUUUUACACCAAGCAAUGAACUUUAUGAAUUCAUCGCCAAAAUUGCAGUUUGGAUCACAUUUGCAUUCAACGUUUUACUGACGUUGCGAGAAUUAUUCCAAUUUUUUUUUCUGCAAGGAUACCUUGGCAAAAAAGAAAACUAUCUAGAACUGACAAUUAUUUUUGCCACAUUCUUUCUCCCUUUUUUUUCACGGUGCAAAAUUUUGGUCUCAAUAUUGUCAUUGCUAAUUUCUUUGGAAUUGAUGCAUUUGAUAAGCCGCCAUCCUAAAGUGACCAUUUAUAUUCAAAUGCUUUCAGUCGUGUCUAAGAAUUCACUAAAAUUGCUCGGAUGGUAUUGCCCAUUAAUCAUUGCCUUUGGGUUUUCAUUCUACGUAAUUUUUCCAGUGUGUGCCAUUGGCAAAAAUUGCAAUGAUUCGUUUGACAACUGGCUGAAAUCAAUAUUUAAAGCCAUGGUAAUGAUCUCUGGCGAAUACGAAGCCGGCCAAAUUGAUUUUGAAUUCACUCCUAUCGCAAGUCACAUGCUUUUCAUAUUGUUUCUCUUUUUCGUCACAAUCGUUAUGAUCAACCUUUUGAACAGUGUAGCUGUUUCAGAUAUUCAAAUGAUAAAAGAAAAAGCUGAACUUAUUUUUUGCAAGUAUCAGGCCACAUUUUACUCAGACAUUGAGACUACUCUUGUAGCUUCGUACAAAUGGAAAUGUAUGAACAAUUUACUAUCUAGCAAAUGUUUUAAAAUUUUACAGUUUUUGGACAAUUUGCUGUUCAGCAAUGUUAAUAAGGUACAAAUUUAUCCCAACAAGAAAAACCAAGUUGAAACUGAUGUGUCUUAUUGCGGCAAUAGAGUUCUGCCACGUGAAAUGCUCAAAUCUUGUGAUUCUUUUCACUCUCUGGCGGCGGAAGCUAUAAAAAUUGCUCAGCAAAACAACACGGAAGUUGAAACUGAUGUGUCUUAUUGCGGCAAUAGAGUUCUGCCACGUGAAAUGCUCAAAUCUUGUGAUUCUUUUCACUCUCUGGCGGCGGAAGAUAUAAAAAUUGCUCAGCAAAACAACACGGAAGUUGAUUUUUUUAAGAACCAGACUACCCAGGAGGCUGAAAGUGAACUCAAGAGACAAUCCCCUGUAAAGGCAACUGACCAAGCCAGUCCUGGACCCUCUGGCACAAAUGGCCAGCAGGGAAGCCAAGAGCGGCAAUUAGAAGAAAAUGAUGAUGCAACUCUAGAUACAGCAAAUUUAUAAUUAUCCAAAAAAUUCAGACUUGGCAUCGCUCCCUUGCUCUCGCUCUAAAUCCGUUCCUGCGCUCCCUUUGGAGCGGAGCGAGGGAAAAAUAAAAAUUCUGGGAGCGGAGCGAGAAAGUAUAUGAGCGGAGUGAAAAUUCAGCUCUUUUCCCGCUCUUUGAAGGUGGCGCUAGCAUCGCUUCAUCCAAGUCACGUGAUCAGACUUUUUCCGCUUUCCGCUGCUGUAGUUUCAGUUCGCAAAUUGAGAAGAACAGCUGUGUUGCGUGAUGAUUUUUUCUAUUUUACUUUGAAUUAAAUUCAUCUUCCAUGAUUUGAUUUAACUUUUCCAUAUAAUAUUUUAACGUCAUUGUGAAUGGCUAGAAUGUUGCACGUUGAAAUUGUUUUAGUUUCUUAAAAUUUUAAUCUCCGUCCGUCAUAAUGUAGGUAGUUUUCUAGUUUUUAAUUUAAAUGAAAAAUUUUAAUUAUGCAAUUGGCACAAUGGGGACUUUAUAAGUUUGGGUUUAAGUAUCGUGCUUAAAUUAAAAUUACUGUUACAAAUGCCUAUAAUUUUUUUUUCAACUUCAAAAUUCAGAGGCACCUUGUGAAAAGACCUGUUAAAGUAUGGAAGUUUUAACAUUUUUAAAUCAAAGUUUUGGAAUUAAAUUAUCUUACCAAGUCACUUACAAAGAUAAAAGUAUAUAUAUUAAUUAGUUUUAUCAGAAAUUGCAAGUUAGGGACAUUAGUUUUUAUUUCUGAAUUUUAAAAUUCUAUAUCAAUGAAUGGAAAAUUUUUGAAGUUUAAAAUAUAGUCUAAAUUUUUAAUUUUUAUAAAGAAAAAUUUAAAUUUUAAAUCUAUUAAUAUAUAUAUAUAUUGCUGCAAUAUUAAAAUGAAUUAAAGAAACAACAUUUAGUAAUAUUUAAUUAAUAAUUUAAAAUUUGAAAGAUUAUUAAAAAUAAUAAAUUACACGAGAGCGGAAGAGCAAGAGCGAAUAAUUUUAAGAGUGGAGCGAAGAAUUUUAAAAAUUUGGUGAGCGGAGCGACAAGUCCGCUCAAAGAUCGAGAGCGGAGCGGGGAGCGGAAAAGUGAGAGCGAUGCCAAGUCUAAAAAAAUUAUAUGUAGAUACUUUCUGCGUAAAAAAAACAUUUUGCUUAGUGCCAUGUUAUUUAAUAUAAUAUAGAAUUUCCCUUUAGAAUAAUCAAAGUGGUUAUAAUGCCGAAAAUAAAAAUAAUA